GUAUCUUAUGCAGACAUGAUAGAGAAUACCUGAUAAUGGCUCGUAGACUUUUGGAUGCGGAUCGUAGAUUGUGUGGGAAGAUUCUAUUUUACAGUCGAACGUGGGCAUGGAAUUUUUCAGAGUGCUAGGUAGCAAAUUUACUGUUUAGCUUUCCUAGCGACAGGAUUCGGUAAUUACAUCAUUUGCAAAAUAUUUUGAUCAAUGCAGAAAAGAAUGCACAGAGAACUAUACAGUUGCACUUGAAAUGUAUGCCAAGAGUUGCAAACAAUAUAAACAAACACUAAAAUAUCAUGAUGUUAUCUGGGAACAGGGCAACAAAAUUUUUCAUCUUUGGCAAAAACACGGUCCAAACUAGCAUAGAAGGCCAGCCAGUAUGGUUUCCCAGAAAUGAGAACCUCCAAAGGGAUAGUUCAGAGUUGGGUCAAACUCGCAAAACACCAACUACUUGUCACCUUUAUCUACCUAUAACUAAACCAGUCGAGGGGAAAAGACUAAUGAUUUCAAAUGGGUGUGAUUUGAUCGGUUGAUUUUGUUGGUGAUACAUAGUGUUGAAGAACUUAUUGUGUACGGACUCCACUUCUGAGUAUUAGCUAUAUUUCUAAAGAAAAUGAAGAUAUAACUAAAACAGAAUGACUUCCACUUCCUAUAAGGCCACAACUAACACACUCCAACUACUUCAUCAUCUCUGAAGCCUUACAACUACUAUCUCAGUUUUUUCAUAACCUUCUAUUUAAACAUCAAGAACUACAAACCAGUUGCAUAGUCCUUCAAGAGUCCUCCAUCUACCACAUCUGACAGACUUCCAGGAAUCUCAUAUACAAAAAUCACAAGAUGUUCAAGCUGUCAUCUCCAUAUUUUUUCAUUGCAGUGCUAAUUGCUGCCCUACACACAGCAAUAUAUGUGGCUGCCAUCGAACCAGUACCAGCUGGAGGAGAGCCCGUUCUUGAGCUGUACAUGCAUGACAUUCUAGGGGGCAGUAACCCUACAGCAAGGCCAAUCACUGGUUUGCUAGGGAACAUAUAUAGUGGCCAAGUACCCUUUGCAAGGCCAGUAGGAUUCGUUCCUCCAGAAGGUGCAGUAGCCAUCCCCAAUGCCAAUGGUGCCCUUCCAACUGUUAAUGGUCUCAAUGGCAUUCCACUAGGUACUGGCUUGUCUGGCACGACUUUUACAGGACAUCCUAAUGGUCAGAACACGAAUGGUCAGGACACGAAUGGUCAGAUCCAAACCCAACUUGGACCAGACGGAUUGGGACUAGGCUUUGGAACGAUCACUGUCAUCGAUGACACUUUGACCAACAGCCCUAAGUUAGGGUCACAACAACUGGGAAAAGCUCAAGGAGUCUAUGUGGCUAGUUCUGCAGAUGGAAGCGCACAGAUGAUGGCAUUUACAGCCAUAUUUGAAGGGGGAGAAUUUGGUGAUAGCCUAAACUUUUAUGGCAUAUACAGGAUUGGUAGCGCAAUGUCACGUUUGUCGGUGACUGGAGGAACGGGCAAGUUUAAGAAUGCUAUCGGGUUUGCUGAAGUACGAGGACUUAUCCCAUCAGGUCAAGCCGUCAUGGAUGGUGCAGAAACAUUACUUAGGAUCGCUGUCCAUUUGAAAUACUAAGAAUACAAGUUAAGUGGAUUAAAUGUUGGUUUGUUGGCGUGAAAAUUUAUGUGGUCAUGGUUUGUGGUUACUCUUGGUUAAUAGACUCUCAUACUGUCAGAUGUAUCAGACAAUGCAACUGAAAUGUUGAUUAUGAAAAUAUUAAAUGAUCUUGGUUGAUUUUCCCUAUGAAUAUAAAAGAUUUCCUACUUCAAA
Molecule: messenger RNA, 1800 nt
Organism: Populus euphratica (Euphrates poplar)
Lineage: Eukaryota; Viridiplantae; Streptophyta; Magnoliopsida; Malpighiales; Salicaceae
Product: Disease resistance-responsive (dirigent-like protein) family protein
Exons: 2
Coding region: 832-1605 (257 amino acids)
Source: RefSeq, a predicted model, not a curated record